This is a messenger RNA of Rhea pennata, 1368 nucleotides long. RefSeq names its product mitochondrial ribosomal protein L45 (gene MRPL45). Gene Ontology annotation, cellular component: mitochondrion. The coding region runs from base 18 to 920 and encodes 300 amino acids. The transcript is spliced from 8 exons. NCBI's taxonomy places the organism in Eukaryota, Metazoa, Chordata, Aves, Rheiformes, Rheidae. The record is from RefSeq and is a predicted model, not a curated record.
GGCCCCGCGGCGACAAGAUGGCGGCCGCCAUGGCGGCGGGCUUGGGCCGCCUGGGCCUGCGGGCCUGUCGGCGGGGUGUGGAAUCUUUACUCUGUCCUGCCAGAGCAGCUCCGACCUGUUUUGUUGUCCCUGUGAGAACAAAGCGGAGGUUCUCUGUCCCCAACUGGAACAGAGAACAGUCACUUGAAGAGAAGGAGAAAAAACUCAGAGCCUCAAGGAUUGUAGUUCCUGAGGAGCAUGUGGAACGGACCUUCUAUUUGGCCUGCACAGCUGGUAUUAUUGACCCAUACGUCCCCCCUGAAGGUGAUGCUCGCUUGACUUCUCUGUCUAAAGAGGGGCUGAAGCAAAAGGUGGAGAAGUUCAAGCAGAGUGCUGUCUCCCAGUUAGCUCUGCGGAAGGUAAAAGAUCAUGAUCCAAAUUUCAGCACUAAAACCUUUCCAGAGAAGGCACAAGAGAUAUUCACUGAAGCUCACAAUUCCCUGGCGAAUUUUAACAAGCAGAAACUUCACUCCUUGGUGACAGAGCGCUGCUACUCGGAAAUGGUCCGUGGGAACAGGUAUAAGACCAUCCGGUGGAGUUUUGUAGAGUCAUUGGAACCUCCAAGGGUGGUUCAUGUUCGAUGUGACAGCAUGGUGAAUCAAGGCAACCUGUAUGGCCAAGUGACAGUGCGGAUGCACACUCGACAGACUUUAGCAAUCUAUGACCGGUUUGGGCGGUUAAUGUACGGUGGGGAGCAGGUGCCCAAGGAUGUUUUGGAGUACGUUGUAUUUGAGAGGCACUUGGUCAACCUAUACGGCACAUGGAGGAUGCAUGGCAAGAUCGUUCCGUCGUGGGCUCCACCAAAGGACCCCAUUGUGAAGACGGUGAUGAUUCCUGGCCCGACCUUGAAUCCCUCACAAGAGUUUGAAGAGAUCAAAUAAGAAAUUCCACAGCCUGUACAGAUGCAAUGUUACAAACAAUUCUGGAGGGAAGAAGUGGAGUAUAUUUGUUGGGGUAGCAUGUUGGACAUAGCUGUGCUUUUCCAGUGGGCAAAUCAACAAACAAAGCAUCUUUGGGAAUGGACUGUAGCCACUGAGAAGUUGCCUUUACAGCAGUGAGAGGGGCUUGGGAGGGGGAUUCAGAUGACCUCCAAGAAGAGCUUUACUCUGUUCAAGUAUGCUCAGUGUACUGCAUCUUAAACCCCUCUGCAUUUAUGUGAAGACGAAGAUUCUGUCCUCUUCAGGACUACUCUCUAGGCAAACCUCUGUGCUGAAUUUGCAUCAUGAGGGCCAUUGACAGCAGAAGGGGUCUAAACUAGGGAUAUUUGGCACUUUAAUAGGAGGUGCUGUAGACCUGAUGGACUUUCAUUAAAAUUUGUGGGAGUGGGUA